AUGUCAAGGGGGAAGGGAACCCGUUUUUACGACGAUCCUUUUGGCUUGACUUUGUCGUCGGCAGCCACAGAUCGAGGGGAAGGUAAGCAACAAAUAGUAGCACCGAAAAAUGGCAGAAGGGGCUGCGUACGUCGACGAGGGGCAGUAGUCGGCGUCUCCGAUGAGCAAAGGGAGCAAGGAUCUUCGAGGGUGUUUUGCCGUGGAGUCGAUGAGCAAAUGGUGGAGGGGAUAUUUUCUCUUCGGCGAGCCCUCGUGGGAUCCUUUCUUGUCGUCGGCAGUAAAGAAAAAGAAUGA
Molecule: messenger RNA, 294 nt
Organism: Lactuca virosa
Lineage: Eukaryota; Viridiplantae; Streptophyta; Magnoliopsida; Asterales; Asteraceae
Source: the annotation of a GenBank genome assembly